ACUUCCUCUCUCAUUUUUGACUCUAAAGAGUCUUGUAAGCGACAUUUUUUUUCUGGCCUUGGAUCUCAUAUUUGUCUGUAGUCCAUGAAUGGCAAAUUUGAUAUCUUGGAUUCAGAUAUGGCCAUCCUUUGUAGGCUUCUGUGUUCUGAAUCAGGUCUUGGACUUCAAAAUCAUAGCAUUUGCAGCUGAUAAUGGCCGACGUAGUGGCCUUGCAUCAGAAAGCAGUUGCAAGAACACAAACUAUCAAAGUUUCCUUCCACCACCAUAUCAGAAUAUAUCCCAUAUGAUAUGCAAACCUGUAUGGCAUACUUAUGAAUUGAGGUACAUCCAAAAUGAUCACACCACAACCAUCCUAUUAUCUGCUCCCUAUACAAUUGGGUGGGUGGGAAUAGGGUUCUCUAGAGAUGGUAUGAUGGUGGGCUCAAGUGCAAUGGUGGGGUGGAUCAACAAACAUGGUCAUGCAAAGAUCAAGCAGUUUUAUCUUCAGGGUAAGAAGGCUUCAGAAGUGAUAGCAGACAAAGGUGAAAUACCUCUCAAUAAUAUGCCUGCAGCUGUGGCAGCUAAUGGAGCUGAAAUUUACUUGGCAUUUCAGAUGCAACCCAGAACCCCAUUUGGAAAGCAACCCAUCUUGUUGGCUUUUGGAGAUAAAUACCCGAAGAACCACCAUCUGCCAAAGCAUGUUGACAAAACAUCAAUCAUAUUUGAUUUCUCUUCAGGUUCCAAGGGUUCUGGAUCCAAUGAGCUGAUUCAGAUGAGGAAGAAUCAUGGAAUAGUGGGUAUAAUAGGCUGGGGACUAGUCCUGCCCGUGGGGGCAAUUGUUGCUAGAUACUUCAGGCACAAGGAUCCCCUAUGGUUCUAUCUCCAUUCAGUCAUUCAAUUUGUGGGAUUCGGAUUUGGACUCGCCACAGUCCUUCUUGGAUUACAACUAUACAACAAAAUGCAAGCUCAUAUACCUGCUCACAGAGGCAUCGGAAUCUCUGUCUUGGUGCUAAGUAUUCUUCAGGUAUUGGCAUUCUUCUUGAGGCCAAACAUGAAUUCCAAGAUUCGCAAGCUUUGGAAUUGGUAUCAUAGUUGGGUUGGAAGAUUGGCACUUUUCUUUGCAUCAGUGAACAUAGUGUUGGGGAUGCAAGCUGCAGGGGCAGGCAGUGAUUGGAGAGUAGGCUAUGGAUUCCUUGUUAGUAUAGUAAUUGUUGCAGCUAUCAUUCUGGAAGUACUAGCAUAUCUGAAAAGAUCAGAGAUGCGAUCUCUGCCUCCAAGCUUCCCAAUGGAUCCUGUUCCAGAAGCUACCUUCCCAGGCAAUCUAACUAAAGGGUGAAUGUGAUAGCUGCUAGUUUGCACAAGCAGCGUUUGAAUGACACAUACAUGGCAUAUGAUGUGAAUGAGAUGAGCUUCGGCAUGCCUGGAUGCUAUUUUUUGGGCGAGCUCUGUUAGGGCAGAUAUGCAGAAAAUGCAUAUGAAGCCAGCUAUAGCUUUGCCAAGUUGAAAGCUUCAGUGGAUUUGACUCUUUUCGCCUUCUUUUGAUUGAUCAGAAAUGUAAAUUAAGUUUUCCUAAUUUUUUUUUUUCUGGGAGCUGUUUUCAAAUUUAAGAAUCAGAUUGGUGAGCAACCAUCUUUUGCUUGUGC
Messenger RNA from Prosopis cineraria, 1622 nucleotides. RefSeq names its product cytochrome b561 and DOMON domain-containing protein At3g61750. The coding region runs from base 89 to 1315 and encodes 408 amino acids. The record is from RefSeq and is a predicted model, not a curated record. The transcript is spliced from 5 exons. Lineage: Eukaryota; Viridiplantae; Streptophyta; Magnoliopsida; Fabales; Fabaceae.